This is a messenger RNA of Penicillium manginii, 2922 nucleotides long. RefSeq names its product glycoside hydrolase family 35 protein. Gene Ontology annotation, cellular component: vacuole. The annotation marks the transcript as partial. NCBI's taxonomy places the organism in Eukaryota, Fungi, Ascomycota, Eurotiomycetes, Eurotiales, Aspergillaceae. The transcript has 7 exons. Gene Ontology annotation, molecular function: beta-galactosidase activity. Gene Ontology annotation, biological process: carbohydrate metabolic process. The record is from RefSeq and is a predicted model, not a curated record.
GCUGCCUUUCUAGCCGCUGAUGCAAAGCUCAUCAAAACAGGAAAUGGCUUACAAGAUUUAGUCACUUGGGACAAGCAUUCAGUAUUUGUUCGAGGCGAGCGAAUCAUGAUUUUCUCCGGUGAAUUUCACCCUUUCCGACUUCCAGUUCCAGGUCUCUGGCUCGAUGUGCUUCAGAAGAUUAAAAGCAUGGGCUUCAAUGGAGUGUCUUUUUACGUUGACUGGAGUCUGGUGGAAGGUAAUCCGGGACAGGUUGUCAUCGACGGCAUAUGGAAUCUUGAAAAAUUCUUCGAUGCUGCGACUGAAGCUGGAAUAUAUCUUAUCGCGAGGCCUGGACCGUACAUCAAUGCGGAGACGACAGCAGGUGGUAUUCCAGGUAUAUGUCAACAAUGGGCCGCAUUAUCGAGAAGGCACAAAUUACUCACGGGGGGCCCUGUGAUCAUGGUCCAGCCAGAAAACGAGUACGCAACAUGGCCGGAUGUUCCCGAAGAAGAAUUUCCGACCCAAAUGAACCGGGAGUACAUGGAUUAUGUUGAAAAGCAACUGUUAGAUGCUGGUAUAACGGUGCCCCUCAUCGUUAAUGACAACAAGGCUUUAGGCUACUGGGCUCCGGAGUCCGGCCUUGGAGAGACAGAUAUUUACGGAAUUGAUUCGUACCCUUUGCGUUACGACUGUGGUAAUCCAACAUUCUGGCCUACCUAUAGAUUCCCUUAUGACUGGCAAGUUCUUCACGAAAAGUACAGCCCAAACACCCCAUUUUCCAUCGUCGAGUUUCAAGGAGGCUCGGGCGGAGGAUGGGGAGGGGUCAUCGAGGAUAAAUGCGCUGAACUCGUCAACGAAGAGGCUGUCCGAGUCGUUUACAAGAAUAAUUAUGGAUUUGGGGUUAAGAUAUUUAACAUUUAUAUGACCUUUGGGGGUACAAAUUGGGGAAAUCUUGGCUACCAGGGAGGUUAUACCUCAUAUGAUUAUGGGGCAGCCAUCACCGAAACCAGGGGCGUCUCGCGUGAAAAGUAUAGCGAGCAAAAAUUAGAAGCAAACUUUUUGAAGGUUUCACCAGCAUACCUGACAGCAACUCCGGGAUUAGGAAUCAAUGGUUCCUACGGGGCUCCAGCUUCUAUCGCUGUAACCCCACUCUAUGGAAACGACACACGAACAAACUUUUACCUAGUGAGGCAUGCCAAUUUCAGCUCUACAAGCAACACUGAAUAUACUCUUCAUCUACCAACUAGUAUCGGAAACCUCAGCAUACCACAGAUCGGUGGUCAUCUCAGUCUUAACGGGCGAGAUUCCAAGUUCCACGUUACAGAUUAUAGUCUUGACGGCAUUAAUUUGAUAUACUCCACAGCUGAGAUCUUCACAUGGGCACGCGGGGCUGGUUCGGCACGUUUACUAAUUCUUUACGGCGGAGCAGGCGAAUUGCAUGAGUUUGCGUUGUCUCGUCACCUUGGAAAUCCGACUGUUAUUGAGGGUUCCGACGUCACAAUCACUCCGAAAGGCCAAGCAUGGGUGUUACAGUGGCAGGUCAAGCGAGAACGCCGCAUAAUCCGCAUUUCUGAUCUCGAGAUUUACCUUCUUUGGCGAAACGAGGCUUAUUCAUACUGGCCACUGGAGUUGCCUGCCAAAGCACCCAUCGGCAAUUUUUCUUCACCGACUAAGGAUAUGGUCAUCGUGAAAGGCGGGCAGCUUGUUCGCUCGAUUUGGAUCGAAGAUCAUGCGAUUCGCGUUACGGGUGAUAUUAAUGCUACAACAGAAAUUGAGGUGAUUUCUGCACCGGUUCGUAACUUGAAAGCGAUUAUUUUCAAUCAAGAUCAAUUGAGUGUUUCACGCACAAAGUCGGGGAAAUUAAUAGGAACGGUGGAGUACGACCCUCCUGAAAUCACAAUACCAAGUCUAGCCAUCUUGGACUGGAGGUACCUUGAUUCUUUACCUGAAAUCAAAGCAGCCUACGAUGAUACAAAUUGGACAAGCUGUUCGAAGAGGACUACAAACAAUCCCAGAGAUCUGGACACGCCAAUGAAUCUGUAUUCUAUGGAUUAUGGGUUCCACGCUGGCUCGUUAAUUUAUCGUGGUCAUUUCAUAGCAAAUGGAAUGGAGUCACUGGUUUCCUUAAACGUGUCAGGUGGAACUGGCUUUGGUCAUUCCAUCUGGCUAAAUCAAACUUUCCUUGGAUCCUGGACUGGAAGUGGCUCAAAUACCACCGCGAUUCAAAAUUUACGGUUUCCCAAGGAUUUAUUUGCAGGAGAGUCUUAUGUUCUUACAGUUUUGAUUGACGACAUGGGCCAAGAUGAGGAGGCCCCAGGUACCGAUGCGAUCAAAUUUCCGCAUGGUAUCCUCAACUACCAGCUGCUAAACCAUAGCAAAAGUGACAUUUCGUGGAAAAUGACGGGAAAUCUUGGCGGCGAGCAGUAUCAUGAUCUCGCGAGAGGACCUUUAAACGAAGGCGCUAUGUACGCCGAGAGGCAAGGUUAUCACAAUCCAAAGCCACCAGUCUCGAAAUGGACUUCAGCUAGCCCGAUGAAGGACGGGAUGACAAGAGCUGGUGUUGGCUUUUUCACUACAUCUUUCAGUCUGGAUAUCCCCGAAGGAUGGGACGUUCCGAUGAGUUUUGUGUUCAAUGGGUCUGCAGCGGAAUCACCCGAAUCCGGAAAAUUUGGAUCAAAUUACCGAUGCCAGCUUUUUGUAAACGGGUAUCAGUUUGGCAAAUAUAUCAACAAUCUCGGACCUCAGGUAUCCUUUCCAGUCCCAGAAGGAAUUUUGAAUCACAAUGGGUUGAACUACAUUGCAUUAACUCUCUGGGCACAAGACGAGCAAGGUGCCCAGCUUGCCAAUCUCGAAUUGACCCCCACGGCUGUAACCCGCUCGGGUUACACAAAGCCGGAUCCCGCGCCGCAACCUUCGUGGGUGUGGCGCGAGGGGGCAUACUAG